Messenger RNA from Miscanthus lutarioriparius, 2154 nucleotides. The record is from the annotation of a GenBank genome assembly. Lineage: Eukaryota; Viridiplantae; Streptophyta; Magnoliopsida; Poales; Poaceae.
AUGGAGGCGCUGGCCGCCGCAUUCGCCACCGGCCUUCUCCUUGCCCUCGCGGCGGCGCCAGCGGGGGCCGAAACCGACUCCGCCGACGCCGCGGCGCUGGGGAAUCUCUACACCUCCUGGAACAGCCCGUCGCAGCUGGCUGGGUGGUCGGCCAGCGGCGGCGACCCCUGCGGCGCGGCGUGGCAGGGCGUCACCUGCUCCGGCGCCGGUGUCACCGAAAUCAAACUUCCAGGGAUAGGGCUAGAUGGUUCUCUGGGAUACGAUCUCUCCAACCUGUUCUCUUUGAAAACGCUAGAUUUGAGUAAUAACAACUUGCAUGGUUCAAUCCCUUACCAGCUGCCACCUAAUCUCACUAAUCUGAAUCUGGGUAGCAACAAUUUCAAUGGCAACCUUCCAUACUCUAUAUCAAAUAUGGCUUCGAUUCAAUACCUCAAUCUCAGCCACAACUCACUUUCUCAGCAACUGGGUGAUCUAUUUGGAAGCCUCAAUUCACUUUCAGAGUUAGAUGUAUCUUUCAACAAAUUGACAGGGGAUCUUCCCAAUUCUAUUGGUUCUUUAUCAAAUCUUUCAAGUCUUUAUAUGCAAAACAAUCAAUUAACGGGUUCUGUCAAUGUUCUCCGUGGGCUAAGCCUUACUACAUUAAACAUAGCAAACAACAAUUUCAGUGGUUGGAUACCAAAAGAAUUCAGCUCCAUUCCAGAUCUAACACUUGAAGGGAACUCAUUUGCCAAUGGACCUGCUCCCCCACCGCCACCUUUUAUGCCACCGCCCCCUCAAAGGCCACAGAAUCGUCCUAAGCGUCCUCAGGGGCCAGGAGAUGCUCCUAAAGGUUCAGAAACCCCCACUAUUCAAAGUAACAAGAAGCAAGGCCUUGGGACAGGCCCGCUUGUGGGCAUAAUUGCUGGAUCGAUAGUUGCUGUUUUAUGUGUGUUUCUGCUUUUGGCAUGCUGCAUGUGCAAUGCUCGGAAAAGAACUGAUGAUGCCAGCAGUGAAUCAAAAGAUUUUGUAGGUCCUCUGACAGUAAACAUUGAGAGAGCUUCUAGCAGGGAAAUCCCAGAGCAGAUUGAAGAUACCUCUAUAGCAACUGCAAAACUACCACCUCCUGAGAAAAUGACUCCUGAGAGAGUUUACGGUAAAAAUGGUUCUAUGAGAAAGACAAAGGUCCCCAUAACCGCAACACCUUAUACUGUUGCUUCUCUCCAAGUUGCUACUAAUAGUUUCUGUCAAGAUUCUCUUUUGGGUGAGGGUUCACUUGGUCGUGUUUAUAAGGCUGAUUUCCCAAAUGGAAAGGUUCUCGCUGUUAAAAAGAUAGAUAGCGCCGCACUUUCUUUACAGGAAGAAGACAAUUUCCUUGAGGCUGUAUCGAGCAUGUCACGGCUAAGGCAUCCAAACAUCGUGCCAUUGACAGGAUAUUGUGCUGAACAUGGGCAAAGGCUUCUUGUCUAUGAGUACAUUGGAAAUGGAACACUGCAUGAUAUGUUGCACUUCUCUGAUGAAAUGAGCAGGAAGCUUACAUGGAACAUCCGCGUAAGGAUAGCACUAGGCACUGCUCGAGCACUUGAGUACCUGCAUGAGGUGUGCUUGCCAUCUGUUGUUCAUAGAAAUUUUAAGUCUUCAAAUAUUCUACUAGAUGAGGAGCAUAAUCCACACCUAUCUGACUGUGGACUUGCUGCCUUGACUCCAAAUACUGAAAGACAGGUUUCAACUGAAGUAUUUGGAUCAUUUGGCUAUAGCGCCCCAGAGUUUGCCAUGUCUGGCAUUUAUACUGUAAAGAGCGAUGUGUACAGUUUUGGAGUGGUAAUGUUAGAGCUAUUGACAGGGUGGAAGCCACUAGACAGUUCCAGAGAGAGGUCAGAACAGUCCCUUGUUAGAUGGGCUACCCCUCAGCUUCAUGAUAUUGAUGCACUUGCUAGGAUGGUUGAUCCGGCAUUAAAUGGAAUGUACCCAGCUAAAUCACUCUCCCGUUUUGCAGACAUAAUUGCACUCUGCGUUCAGCCUGAGCCAGAGUUUCGUCCACCCAUGUCAGAGGUUGUCCAGCAACUUGUGCGCUUGAUGCAGAGGGCUAGCAUAGUAAGGCGGCUAUCAGGAGAAGAGCUAGGGUUUUCAUACAGAGCCCCAGAACGAGAAGGAGACCUGAGGGACCUUUCAUUCUAA